Molecule: messenger RNA, 1938 nt
Organism: Williopsis jadinii
Lineage: Eukaryota; Fungi; Ascomycota; Saccharomycetes; Phaffomycetales; Wickerhamomycetaceae
Gene: DUN1
Product: serine/threonine protein kinase DUN1
Exons: 1
Coding region: 407-1774 (455 amino acids)
Biological process (GO): protein phosphorylation; mitotic DNA damage checkpoint signaling
Cellular component (GO): nucleus
Molecular function (GO): ATP binding; protein binding; protein serine/threonine kinase activity
Source: RefSeq, a predicted model, not a curated record
ACUCCAAGGAACGGUGACCCACUGUUGAUUGGGUGAAGUAUUGGAAUAAGUAUUGGUGCUGUUGUUAAACGGUGAUGUGACCCUUCAUUGUAUGCGUGUUGCCGUGGUGAUGGAUUCCAACUCGAAAUCAAAAUACAAACAGGAAAAACCCGGCAAAAACACACGCAAAGCAGCGAGCGUGCGCGUUGAUUUGAUCUGAUGAGUGUGUUUUGCCACCAUCGACGUGUUUGUUUAUACGAGAAGUGGUAACAAGCCAGUUCACCAAUGUCGCUCAAUCCAAGCAUCAACAAAAGGGUGAGUUCGGUAGUUUGGAACUGGUGGUGAAGUUGAGAGUACUAACACCAUACAGAACAGAUCGAACGCUGCUGAUGAAGCGUCUCGAGAGGUUAAGAGAUCACAAACUGUGAUGAAAGAGCCAUUGGCGCAUCUUUUCAGUUUGAUUUCAGGUGCGUCGCAUAUUGCGAUUAGUGGUGAUAAGUGCACAGUGAUAGGAAGAAGCCGGAAGUGUGAUUUUGUACUGGAUGGUAAGGACAUCUCAACUGUACACUGUGAAUUGACACCUGUAUUCAACGAAGCGACGGGGAUGACCUUCCUGAACAUCGUUGACAAGAGCUCUAAUGGGACUUUUGUCAAUGGUUCAAAGAUCAGCAACGAUAAUGUGAUCUUAAAGGAUGGUGAUAAGAUCAACCUCGCAAAGAGUGGUAGUUAUGUUGUUCGAUACGGGAGAAGUCUUUUCGAUGCAAACAAGGAGAGUAGACCUACAGACAUUGCACAGACAAAGAAAAUGUUCAGCGAUUUAUACCGGAUGGGCGAGCAAUUGGGCACAGGGCAUUAUGCCACCGUGAACGAAGCGUUUGACAAGAGGACCGGCGUGGCAGUGGCCGUCAAGGUGUUCAAGCCGCAGAGAGCGGACGAUGCAAAGAGUGCAAUGCAGUUCAACCAGGAGAUGGAGGUGUUGAUGAGCAUUAAGCAUGAGAAUAUUGUGGAGUUGAUCGACGCGUUCAUCGAACCCAAUAACAAGUAUAACGUUACGACGUACUUGGUUUUGGAGAAAGUCAACGGAGGGGAGCUCUUUACAAGAAUCGUCAAGAAGCAAUUCCUACGUGAAGACGAGACUAAGCACAUCUUCAAGCAGCUCUUACAGGGGCUCUCGUAUCUACACGAAAGGGAUAUCUUGCAUCGGGAUAUAAAACCUGAGAAUAUUCUGUUAAACAUCAGAAAGAGAACAUCACCUUCUCAAGAGCAGACUGGGCCAUGGGACGACGACGAGUUGGAUGUGGAGGUGAAGAUAGCGGACUUUGGACUCUCCAAGGUCAUCGGCGAGUACGAGUUUACCAACACGCUCUGCGGAACACCUGCGUACGUUGCACCGGAGGUUCUAGGCUCCACGAGAAAGUAUUCCAAGGAAGUUGAUUUAUGGAGCUCGGGCGUGUUGCUUUACGUCUGUCUCGUGGGAUUCCCACCGUUCAGCGACGAGCUCGGCCCUCCAUCGAUGAGAGAACAGAUCAUGCAAGCCAAGUAUGCUUUCUACUCUCCAUAUUUCGACCAGAUUGACGAUUUAGCGUUGGAUUUAAUUGCCCGCCUCUUGAUGAAGGAUCCUUCCAAGCGUCUUGAUAUCCGUGGAGCAAUAGCUCAUCCUUGGUUCACUGCAUCACCGGCCACUGAGGGAAGAGCACAAGUGGAAGUAACAAGAUCGCCUGUGAAAGGUGCGCCACCAAAGACAUAUACAGAACUUUCAGCGCUACAGGAUAUGGAGAUCUCAAGCUCACCGUGAUAGUUGAAACCAUCAUAAUAAUAACAAUACUAAUCUCUGCUCAUCCUAUAGUUUUGCGAUGCCGGGGCAACCUUUGUUUACAUCUUUUGAACGGCGGCUAAUCCUAAAUCUCCUCACAGACCCACAAAGUAUAUAAACAAAUCAACAUCCCAUUUGGCGGCUAU